AUGAAAAUUUACCAACAACUCAACUUCGUGGACAUCAAAAGGCAGGCUGAAUCUCUUUACUCACUGAUUGCUGACGGACAAUACCACCCGACUUCACUGGGACGUAACAACUGGAAGACGCUCCUUGGUUCUCAAGCCUCUUUGCAGACGAGAUGUAACCAGGAAGGGUUUAACGCAGAUGAUGAUCAAGGGAUUGCCUCCAAAGCCCGAAUUGGUAUUAUUAGCAACAAUGAAUGGAACUGCUCUUCAUGCGAUUCAAGGAUUGGAUUUGGUACAGGAGGCGCACCUGAUGACUCAAACACCUGUGGAAACGAGGAAAAUUGGAAUCCAGAUAAUAGAGAAAGACACAUUAAAGUCAUGGGAUACAUCUUAGUACAAUGA
Molecule: messenger RNA, 381 nt
Organism: Pocillopora meandrina
Lineage: Eukaryota; Metazoa; Cnidaria; Anthozoa; Scleractinia; Pocilloporidae
Source: the annotation of a GenBank genome assembly